ACAUGGCUAUACCUAGAAUUCUGAAUUAUAUAUAUAAUGAUUACUAUUAUUAAUUUUUUUUAUAUGUAUAAUAAUAAAAUAUAAUUAUUUAACAAUAGUAAAAGCCACAAUACUAUAUACAUGUAUAAUAUAAUCAUCGUUUUUUCAUUGUUUGUGAUCAACCAUGCAGAAAGCCGGGCUUCCGCUUUCUUUUAUUUCAUAUUAUAUAUAUAUAUAUAUAUAUAUGUAUAUAACACGCGUGUAUAUAUGCUUGUUUGUGUUUAACUCAAUUUUCAAACAUAUAUAUACGACAUUAUUUUAUCGCAAGUAUAUUCAUGAUAACAAUAAUUAAUUAUUAUUAAUAUUUUUCAUGUUGCAUACACACACGUGUAUUUUUAUAUAUAUACCUAUAUAUAAAUUGAAAUUGAAACAUACAUGUGGAAUAGUUGUUGAUGAGUUUUUGGUUGCGGCUGGCUCUACCUAGGGCUCUACUACUUUUAUUACUAUCGCGACUAUUGCUACUGUCAUACUACUUGCGUAUGAAUAUAUAUAUAUAUAUAUUAUUGCUUAAAAUAAAAAAUAUUAUUCUUAUAAAUAUCUCGUAUAAUAAUAACAAUAUAUAGUAAAGUUAAUGUGUUGAUAUAUACCUGUAUAGAAUUCAAUAUAUAUGAUAUGCGUGUGGUGUGUAUAUAUAUAUAUAAAAGUACGAGCUGUGUGCAUCAGCAGCAACUGGAUAUAAAAAUAGGCUAAAAUAAUAAUAAUGAUAAUAAUAUGUACAUGUAAAAAUUAAAGCAUCAUAUUGUAAAAUAUAUGUGUAUCGAGUAUACAUAGAGGGCCAAAAAAUCAAAAAGCCAAAAAAAUCAUAAAUAUAUGAUAUAUUUUUAAUAAUAAUUGAAUAUAAAUUUUUAUAAAAAAAAGAGGACAAGUUCAAGUUUAUUGGGUGUAACAACAUUUAUCAUAUAAUAAUAAUGAUAAUAAUAAUAAAUAAAAAGUAAAUAAGAAAGUAGAAUAUGAGUAAAGAGAAAAAAAAAAAAAGAAAAAAGAAAGAAAGCUGUUGUUGGAGGGAUGUAGAUAUAUAUAUAUACACAUGUAUACAAGUGAAAAACUUCUAGGAGAGAUCUGCAAUGUUUUACCAAAGAUCUCACCUUUUUUAACAUGUACAAUUGCAAAAUAUUAAUAAAUAAAUAAUAUGAUAUGCUAUUGAAUAUAUAAUGAAAAAGAUUAUAAAAUUUGUAUUAAAAAAAAAAACGAUAAUUUUUAUAAUUUUCAUAGUCAUUUUAUUGAAUUUAAAUAUAUAUAUAUUGUACUAAUUUAAAAUUUAAAACAACCAACGAGACGAUGCUCGUCAUGUACCAAUUUUGCUUUCUUUCGAGUUGCACUGUUGUAUGUACAUGUAUAAAUAUAUGUGUAAUAUGCUGCUGAUGCUGAUGCCGAUGCUGCUGAUGAUGAUGAUGAUGUGGGUGAGUGGGUGGGUGGGUGGUUUCAUAUACAUAGUGGGAGAAGUUGUGUACAGCUGGCGUGGAGAGCAGGAAUAUAUUCUUCGGAAAGAUAAUUUUGCCUGCAACGAGUACAAUUUGGUUGUCGAGUUGAUUCAGUCGAUCGUUUUAAUAGCUCUUGUCUAUUUAUUAUUAGUAUAUUUAACAAAAAAAGGUAUAAAUCAAUUAUAUAUAAACAACAAUUUAUUAAUAAAUAAAAAAAAAAAGAGGGGAUAAACACGUGUCGUCAAAAUUAAUCAUCAUCAGGCAAAAAACAGUUUCAGUCAGUCAGUCAGUCAGUCAGCCAGUCAGCCAGUCAACCAGUGUGUGUUAUGAUACUUACGGAAGUUAAAAUCUAAAAAUAUCCAUCCAACUUUGGCACGUUUUAGUCCGUUGAACUUAUUACACGCAUCUAUAUAAUAUAUAUUAUAACCACGUGUAAUUUUUAAUUAUCAUUUAUUUAUUGAUAUAUUCAUUUGAUUGAGAAAAAAAAAAAAACAAAAGAAAAUCAACAAAUAUAAUAUAAUAAAUUUAUUAAUAUUUAAAUGUCUGGUGAAGGCACAUCGGAUGAAGAAGGCUCUCAAGAAGAUUCCAUUAAUUAUGACAUUGAUGAUAUGGAAAUUAUUAAAACCAUUGGAACUGGUACAUUUGGAAGAGUUGUUCUUUGUAGACAUCAAGGAAAUCAUGUGGCUUUAAAAAUUUUAUCAAUGCUUGAUGUUAUACGAUUGAAACAGGUUGAACAUGUCAAAAAUGAAAUAUCAAUAUUAAAAGAAGUCAAACAUCCAUUUAUUGUUAACAUGCUUUGGAGUGGUCGAGAUGAGGCAAGAGUAUACAUGCUUUUGGAAUUUGUUGCUGGAGGUGAAUUAUUUUCUUAUCUUCGUGCAGCUGGAAGAUUUUCAACUCCAACAAGUGCAUUUUAUGCUGCUGAAAUUGUUUGUGCAUUGGAAUAUCUUCAUUCAAAACACAUUGUUUAUAGAGAUUUGAAGCCAGAAAAUUUAUUACUCGACAGUCAAGGUCAUCUCAAGAUCACAGACUUUGGUUUUUCUAAAAAAUUGACUGAUCGAACAUGGACAUUAUGUGGUACACCAGAAUAUUUAGCACCAGAAAUAAUACAAAGCAAAGGACAUAAUAAAGCUGUUGAUUGGUGGGCAUUGGGUGUAUUAAUAUACGAAAUGUUGGCUGGAUAUCCACCAUUUUUUGAUGAUAAUCCAUUUGGUAUUUAUGAAAAAAUACUUGGAGGAAGAAUUGAAUGGCCAAAACAUGUUGAUCCAAUUGUUAAAGAUUUAAUUAAAAAAUUAUUAGUUGCUGAUAGAACUAAAAGAAUUGGUAACAUGAGACAAGGAGCUGAAGAUGUUAAACGACAUCGUUGGUUUAAACUCAUUGAUUGGUCACUAGUACCUAGAAGAGCAUUAACACCACCAAUAAGACCACAAGUAAAAACACCUGGUGAUGCUAGUUGUUUUGAUGAUUAUCCAGAAACAGAUUGGAGAUCUCAACCAUCUUUACCUCCUGAACAAUUGGCACUUUUUCAAGACUUUUAAUAUUCAUGCAAUAUCUACAUAUUAUAUCAGUUGGAUAGUAUAUAAUGAAUUAUAAUUUAAUUAUUGUUUUUUCUAUUAUUUGUAAAUACGCGUAUUAUUAUUAUUUAUUAUAUUAUAGUAAUUUGUUGCAGAGAUUAAAAAAUUUAUUUGUUAAAUUGGCUAUUUGAUUAUUUUUUAUUUUGUACAAAUAUAAAUUAAUAAAUAUUUUCAUCAUCAACCGCUGGUAAAUAAUCAGUAAUUUUCUUCUUUAACGCGUUUAUUUUGUUGUUGUUAUAUAUAUUUAUUGAAAAAAAAAAAAAAAUCAUCAUAUAUACGGAAAUCAUAUAUAAAAUAAUAAAAGUUUAUCGAUUAUUAUUUUUGGCCUUGACACGAGUUGUAUAAUAUUAUUAUUAGACCAAAUAAAAUCAAUUUAUUUUAUAUAUAAACAA
This is a messenger RNA of Aphidius gifuensis, 3423 nucleotides long. It is a transcript of the gene Pka-C3, whose product is annotated as cAMP-dependent protein kinase catalytic subunit 3. Gene Ontology annotation, biological process: protein phosphorylation. The coding region runs from base 2000 to 2995 and encodes 331 amino acids. Gene Ontology annotation, molecular function: protein serine/threonine kinase activity; ATP binding. The record is from RefSeq and is a predicted model, not a curated record. Lineage: Eukaryota; Metazoa; Arthropoda; Insecta; Hymenoptera; Braconidae. The transcript has 5 exons.